This is a messenger RNA of Eptesicus fuscus (big brown bat), 1354 nucleotides long. It is a transcript of the gene SAG, whose product is annotated as S-antigen visual arrestin. Gene Ontology annotation, molecular function: G protein-coupled receptor binding. Lineage: Eukaryota; Metazoa; Chordata; Mammalia; Chiroptera; Vespertilionidae. Gene Ontology annotation, biological process: signal transduction; G protein-coupled receptor internalization. The transcript has 15 exons. The coding region runs from base 7 to 1233 and encodes 408 amino acids. The record is from RefSeq and is a predicted model, not a curated record. Gene Ontology annotation, cellular component: photoreceptor outer segment; photoreceptor inner segment.
GAUAAUAUGGCAGCGAACGUCAAGACCAGUAAGUCUACACCACACCAUGUUAUCUUCAAGAAGAUCUCCCGGGACAAAUCGGUGACCAUCUACCUGGGGAAGAGGGACUAUAUAGACCAUGUUGACCAAGUAGAGCCUGUGGAUGGUGUUGUGCUGGUGGAUCCUGAGCUUGUGAAGGGAAAGAGAGUGUAUGUCUCCGUGACGUGCGCCUUCCGCUACGGCCAGGAAGACAUCGACGUGAUGGGCCUGACCUUCCGCAGGGACCUGUACUUCUCCCGGGUUCAGGUGUUCCCUCCUGUGGGGGCUGUGAGUGCCCCUACAAAACUGCAGGAGAGCCUGAUCAAGAAGCUGGGGGCCAACACGUACCCGUUUGUACUCACGUUUCCUGACUACUUGCCCUGUUCGGUGAUGUUGCAGCCAGCUCCGCAGGAUACGGGCAAGUGCUGUGGGGUUGACUUCGAGGUCAAAGCAUUCGCGACAGACAGCACCAAUGAUGAAGAGGACAAAAUUCCCAAGAAGAGCUCUGUGCGUUUACUGAUCCGUAAGGUACAGCACGCGCCGUCCAAGAUGGGUCCCCAGCCCCGGGCUGAGGCCGCCUGGCAGUUCUUCAUGUCCGACAAGCCCCUGCAACUCGCAGUCUCCCUGAACAAAGAGGUCUACUUCCAUGGGGAACCCAUUUCUGUGACCGUGACUGUGACCAACAACACAGAGAAGACAGUAAAGAAGAUUAAAGCAUUAGUGGAACAAGUGGCCAAUGUGGUUCUCUACUCGAGCGACUAUUACGUCAAGCCGGUGGCCCAGGAGGAAGCACAAGAAAAAGUGCCGCCAAACAGUACUCUGACCACGACGCUGACGCUGGUGCCCUUGCUGGCCAACAACCGAGAACGGAGGGGCAUCGCCCUGGAUGGGAAAAUCAAGCACGAGGACACAAAUCUUGCCUCCAGCACCAUCAUAAAGGAGGGCAUAGACCGGACCGUCCUCGGGAUCCUGGUGUCUUACCAGGUCAAGGUGAAGCUCACAGUGUCAGGCUUUCUGGGAGAGUUCACCUCCAGUGAAGUGGCCACUGAAGUGCCGUUCCGCCUCAUGCACCCGCAGCCCGAGGACCCAGCUAUGGCAAAGGAAAGUUUUCAGGAUGAAAAUUUGGUUUUUGAGGAUUUCGCUCGUCAAAAUCUGAAAGACUCAGGAGAUCCUGAGGAAGGGAAGAAAGACCAGGAGACAGCUGCGGAUGAGUGAAGAGGUGACUGAGGACCGGGAAUGGGAUAUUAGCAGUCCGAUGAGCGAAGCCCCACAGUUAGCCCUUUAGUUAUGCUACACACCAAAGUGUGAGUCUCUUCACAGAAAUAAAGUUUGUCUG